Messenger RNA from Hippopotamus amphibius kiboko, 1212 nucleotides. Its product is annotated as pregnancy-associated glycoprotein 2-like. The record is from RefSeq and is a predicted model, not a curated record. Gene Ontology annotation, biological process: proteolysis. Gene Ontology annotation, molecular function: aspartic-type endopeptidase activity. Lineage: Eukaryota; Metazoa; Chordata; Mammalia; Artiodactyla; Hippopotamidae. The coding region runs from base 1 to 1212 and encodes 403 amino acids. The transcript has 9 exons.
AUGCUCAGAACUCACUCUUUCUUGAGUUCUUGGGUCCAGGAAAGAAGAAUGAAGUGGCUUGGGAUCCUCAGGCUGGUGGCCCUCUCAGAGUGCCUAGUCAUAAUCCCUCUAACGAAGAUCAAGACCAUGCGUGAAACCUUCAGAGAAAAAAACCUGCAGACAAAUUUCCUGGAGGAGAACACGAACAGCAGCUCCCAGAAUGCCAGUGAUGACCCGAAUAUCACUCUUCUACCCCUGAGGAACUGCCUGGAUGUGGUCUAUGUUGGCAACAUCACCAUUGGAACACCCCCUCAGAAGCUCAGGGUCGUAUUUGACACCAGCACAGCUUACACGUGGGUGCACGCCUCUCCGUGCUCCAAUCCCUCCUGCCGUAGACGUAAUCACUUCAACCCUCAUUUGUCCACCACCUUCCAGCUCAUAGGCCAGACCUUCAACAUCAACUAUGGUGCUGGGAAGAUUGUUGGAUUUUUUGGCUUUGACACUGUUCGGGUAAGUGGAAAGCAGAAGAUCAUGAACCUUGUCAACAUGCACCAAGAAUUUGGGUUGUCCGUGAAAGAGACUGGGCUCAGUAGUCCAAUCUCUGAUGGCGUCCUGGGCCUGGGCUUCCCCAGCCUCGCCCCCAAAGGCAUCACCCCUAUCUUGGACAAGCUGAAGACACGAGGCCUCAUUUCUCAUCCGGUCUUUGCCUUCUACUUGAGCACCCGGAAGGUGUAUGGCAGUGUGAUGAUGCUUGGCGGGGUGGACCACAGAUACCACAAAGGAGAGCUCAAGUGGAUACCAGUGUCCCAAACCCACUUCUGGCAGAUAACCAUGACCAACAUCACCAUGAAUGGGAUGACUGUUGCUUGUUUCAACGGAUGCCAGGCUAUUCUGGAUACUGGGACUGUGUUUCUGGCUGGCCCAAUUAAAUAUAUCGGAGUCAUUCAGAAGCUUAUCAGCGCCAUGCCUUAUCAUCAACAGUACCUGGUUCCAUGUGACAACAUUAGAAAACUGCCUAAAAUCAUCUUCACCAUCAAUCACAUUGACUAUCCAGUGCCUGCUGAAGCCUACAUCCAGAGGGGUCCUCAUGGCAUUUGUACCAGCUUGUUUUAUGGGGACACUGAGACCUGGAACCAGCCCGAGACCUGGAUCCUGGGUGAAGUUUUCCUCAGGCUGUAUUUCUCUGUUUACGAUCGGGGAAACAACAGGGUUGGCCUGGCUCCCGCCGUGUAA